GGGUGUUGACGCGAAAAUGACGGUCGGCGGCCGAGGCCCCGCGCGGGCCGGGCUCCUGGGCAUUCCCGGGUGCCUGCGGGACCCGAUGCCCGCCCGGGCGCCACAGACCCGGCGCGUUGCCUGUCGCCCCCCGACAGUGUCCCCUCCGCGCACCCGCGGCGCGGGCCCCCUCCUUCCCCAAACACGCGCACACGCGCGCGCAGAUCCCUGCCCCGCCGGGCGGAGAAGGAAGCAGUGGGAAAGGACGGGGGCUGGGGUGGCUGGGGAAGCCCGUCGCCUCCUUCCACUGCGGACCCCAUCCCCGGGGAGCCCUCUGCUGAGACCCACCGGGAGGAGCGCGCUGGGAUCUCACAGAAACUGGACAUUCUCUUUCCACCCACGUCCGUUCCUAUUUGCCACCCGUCUUCUGCGGCUCCUCAGCCAAGAUCUGCCAAACCCCGCAGCCCAGCCGCCCCUUCUGUGCCUCAGGGAGGGAAGGGGAAGCCUCGGCGCGGUGAUAGAGGCUCUGGGCUGCCCAGUGCUCCCUGCUGUGCACCUUUGGGCACGCAGUUUAACCUCUCUGUGCCAUAGAAUUGGUAUGAAGAUGAAAAAUAUUCUAUUUUCUAACAUUUUUAAAUGCUUUAUAUGUGUCAGGUACUAUGUUAAGCAACCUGCUUCCCUUAUUUCAUUUAAUUCUUACGUUAUUCUCAUGAAGUAGGCGUUAUUAUUGUGUCCAUUUUACAGACAAGGAAACUGAGGCCUGAAGUUAAAUAAAUUGCUUACCCAAGAUUACACAGCUAAAUGAAAUAAUAUGUGUGGGAAAGGACUUUGGGAAGAAAAUACGUGUAAGGAUAAUACUUUUACACAUGAUGAUCAUAUUCCAUUACUAAAAUCCUCUGCCAAGAGAACUCUAAAUGGAAUAACUAAAAAUAACUAAUUUACUCACUGCCCCCAGGCUUGCUGAGAGCCAUCCCAGGGUAGAGUCGCAGCAUGAGGCAGGGUUUCUUCCUUAGAAGACGGGCAUACAUAGCACCACCCUACACAAUGACAGCAAAGUGCUGGGUCACUGAGAAGGAGGGUAGGCACCCUGGCUGGGGUGUUCCCUGCCUGCCCAGCUGCCUCACCACCUGUGGGCUCCUGAGGACAACUGGCCCGUCUCCCUGCCACUUUUUUGUUUCCUACUGGCCCUGUUGCUUUCCCCUCUGGAAGGCGGUGUCACAGCCCUACCCAUUGACUUGCGAAGACCCAAGGCGAGAGAUGGGAUGAGGAGGGAGGGCCGGCCCUGGGAUCCCAGCUGGGUGUGUUGAUUCUGGCCUGGUGGAAGUGGAUGUGAGCCCUACCUGGCCGUUUGACCCCCUCCUGGGCAAGUUUCCUCAUCUAUUAGGAGAGGGAGGAGAUGUCCCUGAAUGACGUCUGAUUUCCCUCCAGAUCUGAAAUCUUGCAGUUCUGCGUACUCCCUGAAUCUUCCAUCUCCAGCUGCCUACUGGAGGACUGGAAAAGGCCUUCCUUACACUCCAGGGAGUUGCCUGGGGUUUCCUGUCGACCCACCUCUGCCCUCUCUCCCUCCCCACAGGCUUCCCUAGGCCUCUGAGGCAGGCCAGCUGUGGAGCUGCUUUCAGAGAGAGGCGCUAGGGCCACAGCCAGCUGGAGUAGAGUCCUGGCAUCUCCCUGAUGGUCUGAUCUUUGACAGUGGCCGUGGAAGAGCCAAAACUGCUUGGUAGUGGUGGUGGAUGAUGGUGGCAGGGAGAGUUGCCAAGCCUGGGCCCCCCACCUUCCCCACCAUGAGUGGGUUCCCAGAGGGUCUGUGGCCAGUCAGCCUUCUUCCUCUUUUGGCGAGAGAACCACUUUCCCCAACCAGAUGCUUCUCCUUCCUGUGCACAUUUGGGGUGCUGGCGCUGUGGGUCCUGGUGAUGCACGUGAUGUACAUGCAGGAUUACUGGAGGACCUGGCUCAAGGGGCUGCGCGGCUUCUUCUUCGUGGGUGUCCUCUUCUCGGCUGUCUCCAUUGCUGCCUUCUGCACCUUCCUCGUGCUGGCCAUCACCCGGCACCAGAGCCUCACAGACCCCACCAGCUACUACCUCUCCAGCGUCUGGAGCUUCAUUUCCUUCAAGUGGGCCUUCCUGCUCAGCCUACAUGCCCACCGCUACCGGGCCGACUUCGCCGACAUCAGCAUCCUCAGCGACUUCUGACCCAGGGGGUGAGGGCUCUGCACCCUGGGGGCCUUAGGACCUGGACUCAGCCUCUGAGACGUUGGGAAGGGCUACUCCCACCCUCUAGGGGCCCCAGAACUGUGGCAGAAAAUACACAGCAGGACCAACGUGGUCUUCCAGGAAGCUGUCCCCCCCACCCCCUUUGGGGGAGACCUGGGUGUGGGAGAGAGGGGAUCCUGCCAUGUUGCUCCUCAUCGGCCUGGACAGAAGGCAGCUCUAGACCUUUUCAAAUGGAUCUGUUUUCUUUUUUUUGAGAUGGAGUCUCACUCUGCCAUCCAGGCUGGAGUGCAGCAGUGCACUCUCAGCAUCUCGGCUCACUGCAACCUCCGCCUUCCGGGUUCAAGCAGUUCUCCUGUCUCAGCCUCCCGAGUAGUGGGAUUACAAGCACCCACCACUAUGCCUGGCUACAUUUUGUAUUUUUAGUAGAGAUGGGGUUUCGCCAUGUUGGCCAGGCUGGCCUUGAACUCCUGACCUCAGGUGAUCCACCUGCCUCAGCCUCCCAGAGUGCUGGGAUUAUAGGCGUGAGCCACUGUGCCCGGCCUGGAUCUAUUUUCUUAGCAGGCAGUGAGGAAUCUUUGUAGGUAAGUCCAGGGCAACAAAAUCAAGAGGUCAAGGGGUAGGGCCAUGAGGCCUGGACCUAUGCUGCAGGCAGGGGCUUUCGUCCCUGCUGCCCUAGGCACUCUCUCCCCAAGGCAAGGGUGGGGACCUGGGGAGGUCAGGUCAGGAAUCUCUAGCAGAGACCACUCAAGCCCCCAUCCCAGCACUGCUCCGAGCUGGUCUCCCAUGAGUGUGCUAGAGCCAGAUAGCCAUGGCCCCCACACCUCUCUCACUCACACACACAGGCAUCCACACACCCCAGAGAAGGACUUCUCAAAUGAGGCCAGACUCAGGGUCACAGGGAAUGUGCUCCUACCCCUGGAAGGGCUUUGGGGAAGGGGGCAACAUGGUAGAGGCUAGAAGGAGCCCCCAAACCUGUGCCCAUGCCCCUCCAGCCCCACGUUUCCACUCAGCCUUCUCAGAGUACCCUCACUGCACCCAGACCACCGGCCAGGAGCCCUUUCCCACUCCAGCCCCUCCACUGCCCUUCAACUAGAGCUUUCACCUUUUUACAUCUCUCUUAUGAAGGACACAAAUCUGCUUUUCUGCCCAUACACUGGCCCAAGGGCUGACCUCACUCAGGAGGGAAGGGGCAGUUGUCACAAGGAUGAUUUGAUGUUAGGCUGCCAUUUUGCACGGUCUCCCCCUUCCCACCUGAUGUGUCCUGCCCCUCAGCUCUUUGCCUUAUCUGUGUCACUGUCACUUUAGCAAAAAUACAGCGGCCAUUUGUAUCAGA
Molecule: messenger RNA, 3522 nt
Organism: Callithrix jacchus (white-tufted-ear marmoset)
Lineage: Eukaryota; Metazoa; Chordata; Mammalia; Primates; Cebidae
Gene: SLC48A1
Product: solute carrier family 48 member 1
Biological process (GO): heme transport
Cellular component (GO): plasma membrane; lysosomal membrane
Molecular function (GO): heme binding; heme transmembrane transporter activity
Source: RefSeq, a predicted model, not a curated record